Molecule: messenger RNA, 480 nt
Organism: Metarhizium acridum CQMa 102
Lineage: Eukaryota; Fungi; Ascomycota; Sordariomycetes; Hypocreales; Clavicipitaceae
Source: RefSeq, a predicted model, not a curated record
AUGAACUCCAAAGUCUUCAAGGCCAACAAGCCCAACUGGCUAGGUAACAGUGCCUUCACGCUAGUUGUAGCAAGAUACUGCAUCGCAUCUGAGUACGAAGCGCUCAUCUUUGAUGCUCACAUUACUAUACAGCAUGCCGCCGCGGUCCUGCGCCAGGUCAAGCGCCUAGACGUCAACAAAGUAAGCGUCAUCUAUAGCUAUGCACACAAUGACUAUAUAGCAGGGCCGGCAGCCUUCACGGAUUGUAAUCAAGAGAAAUCGGACCCUCCCAUUGAUGCUGUAGUUCCUAGUGUCAGCUUUUCGCGACCUGUGGACAUUGACAUCGGGAAUAUAAGCGUUCAACUACAUGGUUUCCAUAUCCAUGCUUCGGAUUCAAUUGUUCUACGGAUACCUAGCCUGCAGGUGUUACUGGCAGGCGACACGUUGGAGGCUACAGCCACGUACACUGCUAAAGCUGUUAAUCUGCCCAUCCACAAAUAG